GUGUUGCGUUUGCUCUCGCACAAGAAGCACCCCACGGAGAGUGAUAAAAACCAACCGAGUGUCUCAAAUGCUUUCCCACACACAAUUUUCUGCACCAUGAACUUGUACUGAAGUCCCAAUCCAUCAAGUGGUGUGAAGUUUGAGAAAAUUGCAGAGACUUUUUUUUUUUAAUUUUCCAAUAAUUCUUUGUACAAAAUCUUAUUUUUAAUUUGAAAAUUCAAAAAGCUAAAGAUUUAAAUUCAGUUUUUGGGCGCGAGGACAACCUGAUGCAUUAUCCAUAAUAAAAAUCUAUCACAGCACCUUGCUGAAGUCCCAGUGAAAUUGUCUCAAGAUCCGUCAGAAAAAAAAACAAACCAACAACAUUCCACCCCAAAGGGUCCUGGGCACAAGAAUCCAACCACGAAUGACACACAAACAGAGACACAUUCCGGCGGUGAAGGGUUGCCUGAGCCGUAGGUGGCCGUGGUAGUGGCGUGUCCUCUUGGCACAUCAAGUGGAAUGCCGAGUACGCGUCGCACUUCACAAUGGCAGCCACGGACGAAGCCAUCAUACGGGCCCGUAAGGCGGGCCUGCCCAGCAUCCGGUGCCACCUUCAAUAUCGAGGUUGGCCGAGCCAAAAUGACCUCCCGCUGCUUGUGGCAUGCAUGUCGCGCUCUUGCUUUGGGGAUUGUCUUAAUGCUUUUAGGCGCAGGAAUGGCAACUAUAGGAUAUUACGCAGACCAUUUAUCCAUUGGCCAAGAGGUGCGUGGCAAUGCCACCAUCAGAGUUAGAAAUGAAUCAAGGGGAUUCCAUCUCAACAAUUUAUCCUAUGUCGGACCAAUCGUCAUGGGAUUUGGUGGAUUUAUCGUAGUGGCUGCGUGCGUGAUGACGUUUGAAGCGCGCGAUUCAGCAGCCAAGGUGGUCCCGGCGCGCUUCAAAAUGGGCGGGAGCGGGUCGAUGGGUGGUAGCCGGAGCAAUGGCCGGAGUGCUUCGUCUUCCCGCCGUGCCACAGGGGUGGUAUCAACACCCAAUGGACCCCCUUCUGCUGGUGCUCUUGCAAACCGAUGGGAACAACAUAUGGGACUUUUCAGGACAGCCGGAAGUAGUGCGAGUGGUGAAAAAGCUCCAAAUCGUCAAGCUCUCACAGCAGCACUCAUUCACUUUUCUAAAACUCUCGGAUCUCCUGACGUGGCUUCACCAAAGAAACCCCGACGGUUGUCUAGAAGUGAUAGUGUACCCAACUUGCUUGAUCACCAUCACCACUGUCAUCACCAUCACCGAUCACCUAAAAGUAAAACAUCCCAUCGUCGUUUGCGCAACAGCAGUUUAGUUCAACGCACAACACGCGAAUUAUCAGGUGAGCGUUUUCUGCAUCCGGGUAUGCUAAAGUACCACCGACAGGCACUCUCAGUGGACGAUGGGAGGCCCUUUGAGCGCCGCGAGAGUGGCUCUGACUCUCACCAAGGUUCCCAAACGUCCAUGGGGGAUCGAACACGGAGAUCCGAUACGGCCAAAAAGCACAUCCUGGCACGACAGAAGCCCAUUGAGCGCGAAGAGGUGAUUCACAGCCCUCGCCUGGGGUACCCAUCCGGACGCCGGAGGAGCUCAACGGCUUCAGACGCAUCGGCUGCAUCGCGACGAACAAUUAAUCGACGUGCCUCGUCCACGUCACGCACGCCUAGCAUCGAUUCCCGGAGUGUACACAGCCCCGAGCGGAGUCCACGAACACCCCAUAGAGUGGUUGCACAAAUUUCCACCCCAUCAGUUGAGCGUGAUUUCCGGAGUCAAUUAUCCAUCUCAUCGGAACCGAUGAGGGUACUAUCCUGCCAGUCGAGCAUCGAUCCGUGCGUACCGGAGGAGAGUCCAGAGCACGAGGACAAGGAUAUGUUUCCAAUGGAUGGGAGUGAUUCGUCAGAGAAGGGACGACCAGCGCGACCGGAUUCCCUAAUUCUUGAUUGCAAUCAGGAGCCAGUCAGGCAAAAGUUUCUCUAUCGCAGUAAAUCAUCGAAGAGCUUUAAAAAGCCCAAAGCUCGGGUGCCCCUUUCGGAAUUCCAUCAAAUCUACUUCAUCAGCAGCAGCAAUACCACUGAGGAUGGCUAUGAUUCAAUUGAAGUGAUUGACGAGAGGCGAAUGAAGAAUUUCGGCACCUCCGUUCCGGCAAAUUCACAGCAACUCGAGAAGUUGCUUUAUGAGAAUUCAGCCCGGGAGGAGGGAGACAAUGGGGCGGAUGUGGAAGCACCCGCAGUAACGAAGCCAGAAUGCAACGAAGGAGAAACAUCAACUAUUUCCCAAGAAAGCAAUACUAAAUCCAAUCAAAUCACCCUCACAAUUCAAGCUGAGAUUGAACGACAAGGAUGAAGACAAGGUGCGAUUUUAUUAAAUUUCUCCGAAUUAAUUAUUUGAACGAUUAAGAUUAUAUUUCACAGUUGGAAGUAGCUCAUAUGAAGGAAAGAAAAUUAAUUUUAUUGCUCCGAGUAUUAUGAAUCUAACUCGUUCACAAAAAUUUGAGCAAUAUAAUUUGACGAGAUGGGUUGGAUAAAUUUUUAAUCUAUAAAGAUCAACAAUAGUAUACAGAAUAAGGUUUAAUUGAAAAAUCAAUAUGGCGGCGUGUGGUUAUAGAAUUGAUGAAAAACAUGCCUUGAAAAGGAACAGAGAUUAAUGAUAAAGUAUAUAAUUUUAUGAUUUCGAGCCUCUGCAGAACCCCCAGAUGAAUUAAUUGUUUUUAUCAAAUAAUUAGCGAUUUCUUUUGAUACAUUUUAACCUAACACACGCGAAUAAAAACAUGGCGGAAUGGCUGUAAAACUAACCUAAAAAAAAGUGGUUAAAUAUGACAAGAAACAAUCAACGCCAUCUAUUACAGCGUCCAUUUACCAACACUUUUGCGACGAUCAUUAAAAUUUCAUUUCAAAAAGCAUUUUAGAGAAAAAAUCUUUAAUCUCUUUGUUUAAAAAAUCAUAAAACUUGAAUUUCUAAUAAUAGAUACCUGCUUUUUAUUUGCACAAAUCCAAUUGCUCGCACCUUUCCCACAAGAGUGAUGACGAAAAUGCAGAAAUGGCGGUAAUUUGCACAAUGCAAUCUUUUUUAUCGCAACCGCAGUGGAAACAGAUGGAAAUGGCUCGAGGACACUUUUGAGUUUUUCUUCUGCUUUAUUUUCCACGAAUUUCUAUAUUUAUAGAGCUUUUUUUGUACAACCAAACGCACGUAUAUCAUGUUCUUUAUCGGUUUUCCUUUUAUAGUUUCUUCCAAUGCAGUCAUUUGUAAAAUAUUUUAUCUGAAUAUUGCAAAAACAUAGCUAUUUUUUGCAGAAAAUUCAACAAAAAGACAUUAAUCUUGGAAAAAUAUUAAGAUAACUACAUAAUUACUGCAAAAAACAAGAAAAAGACUUGGAAAAUAUUUCUUUUAGUCAGUUUGCUUCACUUUUGGCCACACUCACUCUAACAUUCAUAUUUCUCAUUUUUCUUCAAUUAUAUUUUUAAUAAAAUUAAUUUCUUUAACAAGAUGACUUUUGUAGAACGAAAGCUCUCUAUUGUGAUAUUCGGUAAGAUUUAACAAGUUUGCUCAAUAUAUUAAAUAAGGAUUUUCCUUUUAUUUUUUCCUCCAAUAAUAUCACAUUUGUAACCAUAAAUGAACCGUAAGCUUAUGAAUUAUUCCCAAUAGAAGAGAUUAUGCCAAAAUCUCCUCCUCUUUGUUUCAAAAUUGCAUUAAACAUGAGAUGCGAAAUCCACAUGAAGAUAUCGAUUGAGCUCAUGAUUGGAAAUAUUUCCUUCUAAAUGUGAUUUUCCAGCAACAUAAUUUGAUUUAUGUUUUAUCAAUCAUAGUUAAAUUAAGUUUACAAAUUUUGCACCAGAAUUUAUGGAAAUUUUCCACACAACGCAUAUUUAAUGAGUUGAAAAUCAUUUGGAAAAAAAUCCCAUCAAGAGUUAAUUCGUCAAAAAAAAAAAAAGAAAAGUUGUGCGAAAAAUUUAUUUCAAUUAAGUAGGUAACUUUUUUCCUGUGGAAAAAGCUGCUGAGGCUCAAUUAGGCAUUUAAAGUUUUUGUGAAGGGACUAAAAGCUCCUUUUGGUUUAUUCAUUUGUGGAAGCUCUAACUUCAAGUCUCGGUGCUGAAGAGAAAGGUAUUUGUGCAGACUUUGGAGGGUCAACCCAUUUUGUGCAGAAGUAAAAUGAGAGCUACAUAGAGAAGAAAAAAUCGUGACAUUCCCAUUUUUGUGUAUAUUUUUGGAUAAAUCACAAGAACAAUAUGAAAGCGUGAAAAUGGUGGUAAAAAUAGAUGAAAAUAAAACAACACACUGAAUGUGUCAGUGUGAGAAGUGUUAUUGAGUAUAUAGCAUUGGUGGAUGAUUUUAUCUAACAAAUCAAGCUUCUUCCACACCCCCCAAAAAUCAUAUCUUGUGCGAAGUUGUAGUUUGAUGACUCCAUUUAGAUAUUUUCACAGAAAAUUUUCCUUUUUUCUCAACGUUUUCCUUCAACCCACAAGGCGGAAGUGUGCCAAAAUUGAGCCAAUAAAAAAAUCCGCAGUGCUUCUGCUCUUUGAAAAAAAAAAAGAAGAAAUAUAAAACAGGGUUUCGCACUUUGUGAAAUAAAUCAUUAAUAUUGUUGCCUAAAUGUGUACCAAAAAAUAAAUAAUGAUGAAUAAUCUCUCCCAGUUUGAGUCUCCCUGAGAGAUAUUUUUUGAAAAUAAAAAAAAAAAAACCCUUAGCGAAAAAAA
Messenger RNA from Lutzomyia longipalpis, 4685 nucleotides. RefSeq lists its product as uncharacterized. The transcript is spliced from 8 exons. The record is from RefSeq and is a predicted model, not a curated record. Lineage: Eukaryota; Metazoa; Arthropoda; Insecta; Diptera; Psychodidae. Bases 499 to 2337 code for a protein of 612 amino acids.